UCACCAACAAAUGGCUCACAGGGGGGAAGCAAUCCUUUUUGGAAUCAGGAAGAGACAACUGGCCUGGGCUAGCCUUGGACUCGGGAUCCUGCCUCUGUCUCCCAGUGCUAUUGUGACAAGUGUGCCUCACCGCCAGGCUUGAUCUAAAUCCCACUUCUUCCCCUUGUGUGUGGAGACCAGAGGACAUUCUCCUUAGCUUAGAGCCCACUCUUUCGGCUAGGCUGGAUGUCCAGGGGUUGCCAGGAUCCACGGCCUCCACCCACAGUGAUGGACCACAAGCCAGUAUCACCUACCUCUCUGGAUUUUAUCUCAACCCCCCACCAAAGACUUUAAGCAUGAGGGUUAAGAGAGAGAAAGCCCCCCCCUGACCCCCAGCAUUCAGGUGCCAACUUCUCUGAUGUGGAGCCCUGGCUCCAAGUCUUCAUAGGAUCUGGGUGGGUUCAAAGCUCCUGAGUUCACAGGGGGAUUCUGGGGCAUCCAUACAAGAACAACCGGUGAAGAAAACACCUGGCCCCCAGCUGCAGACUGAUAAGACAUCUUUACUUAACCAAGGUCUUGCUUGAGGUUCUCAGAAAGUGUCCAGGCUGACCAGGAAAAAGAGGCCCCACCCAAGGCCACACACACUCAGGGCUUCAGCCUGCCCCAUUGUUACCCUAGUGUGAAGUAUGUAUACACGGAAGGACAGGCUGGUGAGACGGCCCGGAGGGCGAAGGUGCUUGCAGUCAAGCUGAUGACCUGAGUUGAUCCUCAGGACACAUGAGGUAAAUAAAAGGUGAAAAGUGACACCUGCAAGUUGAUAUCUACAUGUGUGUCAUGACAUCUGCAUGUGUGUUGUGACAUCUGCAUGUGUGUCGUGACAUGCAUGCAUUGUAUCCUAAAGGACUAAGUGUAAAAAAAAUAAAAACCUAUGUAAGAAAUGUACUGACUGUCAUCCUAGUGAGAGGCUCGGGACUCUGAGAUGAGACAUCCCUCUUUCCUUCCUUCCUGCCCUCAAGUGUUCCAGGCACCACUUCCCAGAGUCUCCUUGCCGAGGACCCAGCUUCCAACCCACGGACCCUUGGGAACACAAUCCUUAGUCUACAAAGCAGUUGACUGCUGAAGGGUCACAGUUUGGUCAAAACACAGUCUUGUUCUCUCCUCAGUGACAGCCUGCAAGAGCAGUUGCAGGUGAGUUUGUGGGGACUGGGUACAGCCUGGUGCCAUGGCCCUAGGCUUCCAGUUCCUCAGAUGUAUUUAUUUUGGAAACUUCAGCCCUGGGCACAGAGUCUAUGGUCUUUCUCAGGAUCUGACUGUUCAAAAAUGCUUGGUGGUACAUGCCUGUCACUCCAGCAGUCAGAGGGCCUGAGGCAGAAAGGUCAUGAGCUGGAGUCAGCCUGCCUACAUGGGGGGAUCUAGUCUAGCUUAGGCUACUAAGCAAGAACCUGCCUCAAAGAAAAAGUAAAGCUUAGAUCGCUUUGGGCACAUAAGCACAAGUGAGCCAUUGUUCACUGGUGCAAUUGCCUGUUCAGUGAGUGAGUGAAUGAAUGAAUGAAUGAAGCCAAGGUGGGAGGGGCCCCUGAAUCACCUGCCUGCCCCUUCUCACAGCUGUGUCCUUAAUUGUCAGUGUCUCACCACCAAACUAAAAGCUGUGAAGUUCCCACGUUUUGACCUGUUCAUAACAUAUGUAAUGUGUGUGUGUGUGUGUGUGUGUGUGUGUGUGUGUGUGUGUGUGUGUGUGUAAGAGUGGGGAGGUCAGCUUAGCGCACACCCCUCAUCCCAGCACUAGGGAGGAGGAGGCAGGAGGAUCAGGAGUUGGAGCGCAGCUUCCGCUACAGUGAUUUUGGGUACAGCACACUCAAACAACAACAACAAACGCAAAAACAGGAUGUAGGCUGGAGAGGAGGCUCCAGGUGAAGAGCAACUGCUAUUCUUGCUGAGGACCCGAGUUCAGGUGCAAGCUUCACAGCCACCUGUCACUCCGGCGCCAGGCGAGCCGACGCCCUCUUCGGGCCUCCGUGGGCAUUGCACGCAGACUCACCAACAAAAACCUUUCCAAAAAGGAAAAUGUUUUCAGUCUGUGGACUGGGAAAGAACCGGCGGAAAGCCGGAGUCCGCUGCUCCCCUUAGAUGGUCAGCGCCUCUGCGUCUGGCAGAGUCACGGCAACUCGGAAAAACGCGCUGCCUCCACGCGCGCCGCCCGCCGGCCCUCGCGCGCCUCCUUCGAACCAACCCAGAGCCGCGCGCCUCCCGCCAGGCCCCACCCUUCCCCACAGCGAUUGGCCAAGCUUCUACUCGAGGAGCUACCCUUCAUCCCUGACGGGCACCAUGAGCAGCCAAUGGAAAGAGCGCCCGCCCUCCCCGAGGCCGUUGGAGGCGGGCAUGGGCGGGCCGUUGGGGGGGCGGGGCGUGCAGCCUGGUAACCGUUGCCGGGCGCAACGCCCCGCCCCGCGAGGGCUGCGCGAGGCCGAAGCGGGCGGGCGCUAGGUGCGGGCGGGCGGGCGGCGGGAGCCGGAGGAGGAGCGGCCGGCGCCGCCACCGCCGCCGCCAUAGAGACUGUAGCCGUGGAGACUGUUACUUGCCAACGCGGAGCGACACGCAGCGGCCGCCGCCGCGGGAGCCGCUACCCGAACUCCCCGCCGAACUCCAGGUCCGAGCAUGCAGAACUCCGAGGGCGGAGCAGAUUCGCCAGCAUCAGUGACUCUGCGACCUGCAGCCCAGCCCGUGCCAGCCUCCCCACAGAGGGUACUGGUUCAAGCCGCAGGCUCGACUCCCAAGGGGGCACCGAUGCAGCCACUCACCCUCCCCAGAGUCCAACCGGUGCCACCACAGGUGCAGCAUGUGUACCCCGCGCAGGUGCAGUACGUGGAGGGUGGGGACGCAGUCUACGCCAACGGAGCCAUCCGAGCGGCCUAUGCCUACAACCCAGACCCUCAGCUCUAUGCCCCCAGCAGUGCAGCGUCUUACUUUGAGACUCCGAGUGGCGCUCAGGUGACAGUGGCGGCCUCCUCCCCACCGGCAGUCCCUUCCCACGGCAUGGUGGGCAUCACCAUGGAUGUCGCAGGGACCCCCAUCGUGUCUGGCGCGGGAGCCUACCUCAUCCAUGGGGGCAUGGACAGCGCGAGACACUCCCUGGCCCACACCGCGCGCUCCUCGCCUGCCACGCUUGAAAUGGCGAUUGAGACUCUCCAAAAAAGCGAAGGCCUCGCCCCCCACAAAGGCGGCCUGCUCAACAGCCAUCUCCAGUGGCUUCUGGAUAAUUACGAGACAGCGGAAGGCGUGAGCCUGCCCCGCAGCUCCCUGUACAACCACUACCUGCGCCACUGCCAGGAGCACAAGCUGGAGCCCGUCAACGCCGCGUCCUUCGGCAAGCUCAUCCGCUCUGUGUUCAUGGGCCUGCGCACGCGGCGCCUGGGGACCAGGGGCAACUCGAAGUACCAUUACUAUGGGAUCCGCCUGAAGCCGGACUCCCCUCUGAACCGAUUGCAGGAAGACACACAGUACAUGGCCAUGAGGCAGCAGCCCACACACCAGAAGCCCAGGUACCGGCCAGUCCAGAAGUCAGACAGCCUUGGGGAGAGCGGCACUCACAGCAACCUGCACAGCACACCCGAGCAGGCCAUGGCCACUCAGGGCCAGCAUCACCAGCAAUACAUAGAUGUGUCCCACGUCUUCCCAGAGUUCCCGGCACCUGACCUAGGCAGUGCGCUGCUUCAGGAGAGUGUCACCCUUCAUGAUGUGAAGGCCCUGCAGCUGGUGUAUCGCAGGCACUGUGAGGCCACCUUAGACGUCGUCAUGAACCUCCAGUUUCAGUACAUCGAGAAGCUAUGGUUGUCCUUUUGGAACUGCAAGGCUACCUCUAGUGACGGACGUGCCUCGCUGCCUGCCAGCGACGAAGAGCCGGAGGUCACCCUCCUCCCCAAGGACAAGCUCAUCUCUCUGUGUAGAUGCGAGCCAGUUCUGCAGUGGAUGCGCAGCUGUGACCACAUCCUGUACCAGGCGCUGGUGGAGACCCUCAUUCCAGAUGUGCUGCGACCCGUCCCCAGUUCCCUGACUCAGGCCAUCAGGAACUUCGCCAAGAGCUUAGAGGGCUGGCUCAUCAAUGCCAUGAGCGGCUUCCCUCAGCAGGCCAUCCAGACCAAGGUAGGCGUCGUGAGCGCCUUCGCACAGACCCUGCGGCGCUACACAUCCCUCAACCACCUGGCUCAGGCCGCGCGAGCCGUGCUGCAGAACACGUCACAGAUCAACCAGAUGCUGAGUGACCUCAACCGCGUGGACUUUGCCAAUGUUCAGGAGCAGGCCUCGUGGGUGUGCCAGUGUGAGGAGAGCCUGGUACAGCGCCUGGAGCAUGACUUCAAGGUGACCCUGCAACAGCAGAGCUCGCUGGACCAGUGGGCCAGCUGGCUGGACAAUGUGGUCACUCAGGUGCUGAAGCAGCACGCCGGCAGCCCCAGCUUCCCCAAGGCCGCCCGCCAGUUCCUGCUCAAGUGGUCCUUCUACAGCUCCAUGGUGAUCCGGGACCUGACCCUGCGCAGUGCGGCCAGCUUUGGCUCCUUCCACCUCAUCCGGCUGCUGUAUGAUGAGUACAUGUUCUACCUGGUGGAGCACCGCGUGGCCCAGGCCACGGGGGAGACGCCCAUUGCCGUCAUGGGCGAGUUCAACGAUCUGGCCUCCCUGUCACUGACACUGCUGGACAAAGAGGACACUGGGGAUGGACACAGCAGUGAGACAGAUGUGGAUGGCCGCAGCCUGGGCGAGCCCCUGGUGAAACGGGAGCGGAGUGACCCCAGCCACUCACUGCAGGGCAUCUAGCCCCUUCCACGCGCUCCCGGAAGGCGUCGCCUCUAAGGACCUGGACUCUCAGCCUAUCACACUAGUGCCUCUUAGAUGAUGCCAUGUUUACUGUGACCCAAGGUGCCCCUCCCCCAGAAGGCCACAGACCGUGGGGAACGAACGGCGAUGGUUGCUGAAGCUGCCCACAGCCCGCUAAGGUAUCCCUGGGGAUACAGCGACCCAUCUGUCCCCUGUCCCAACACCCUUCCCUGCUGCGUGUGCGAGUUGUGAGGCACAUCCCCCAGAAGAGCCCCAGCUGCCCCCAUGGCUUUUCUUCUCUGCUGCUCUCAACUUAAACCAUCAUUUCAAAGAAAAACCAACCCUAGGAGCAGGAGGGACGGAGCUGCUCACCAGGCACUGACCCCUGUGCUCUGGUCUCCAUGCACCUCAUGGCCUCUCAUGGACGGGCGAGGCCUCCAGGUGCAGGCCCUGACCUAGGUGGAUCGCAGAUGCUAAAGGCAUCUCGUCUCAUCCCGGACAGGUCCAAACCAAGAAGAAAACACUCCGUACACGGCCCACUCACAUCAGCCGGUCAAACGUCCAUUCAGGGUUGGCGCCAAGCUAACCCAGGGGGCCUGGGUUGGGUUUGCCCAAGUGGCCUCAGUGGUCAGCACCGUGUCCAUGCCUCCCAGCGGCACUCAGCAACCUUUGUGCACCACAGUGCCUGGGCCCUGCAGUCUUCCAGACACCACCUGAAACAAGCCAUGCUGUCUGCUCUGGCCUGUGGCUGACCCCUUCUCAACUCCAGACCCCAAGAUCUUUGGGGACACAUGAACACCAAGGCUGUGCGGGCCCUGAGUUCUAGACGCCCCAACGCGUGGCCAUCAUACUUCACUGCGAUCGCAUGUCAAGAAUUCUGCCCCAAACACAAGCUCCCCCCACAAUCUAGGAAGCGCCUCAUGAAAUCCGAUAGUUUUUCUCUUUUUGGAAAGAUGUUCCCUGAUAGUUUGUGCUGUAAUUGUUCUUAGGAAGUUCUUGUGGAUGUGUCCAUCACAACACA
Molecule: messenger RNA, 5809 nt
Organism: Peromyscus californicus insignis
Lineage: Eukaryota; Metazoa; Chordata; Mammalia; Rodentia; Cricetidae
Gene: Rfx2
Product: regulatory factor X2
Exons: 18
Coding region: 2635-4788 (717 amino acids)
Biological process (GO): regulation of transcription by RNA polymerase II
Cellular component (GO): nucleus
Molecular function (GO): RNA polymerase II cis-regulatory region sequence-specific DNA binding; DNA-binding transcription factor activity, RNA polymerase II-specific
Source: RefSeq, a predicted model, not a curated record